AUGUUUUUCCACCAAUACCGGUCUGUCUCCGCCGCGCUACUGUUAAUAUCUCAAAUCGCCAGCAUAUCCUUCGCUUUCAAAUUUACUCCUACCGGACAGACUGUGCAGUUGGACGGAGCAUCCUAUUAUAUUCCUCCUGAUGUUGUGUCAACUAUCAGUGUCUCGAAGCCUCUGAAGAGAGCUUUGGAAAACGCUGGUGGAUUGCUUCCCUUUACUGUUGUCCAUGCCGAUUCGUUCGGAUAUGGCGAGAGAGAUUUCAGCAAAGAUGUCGCUUCUUAUAUCUCUUCAGACGAUGUCUUCAACAAAGGAUUUCUGGAAGCGGUCUAUGUGCAGUAUUCAGGCACAUCUGGUCACAGAUACCCAGGCUUCUCGGCGCCGAAACUGUCCGGAAAUGAUAGUGUCAGUGUAGUGAUUCCUGGAUUUGCCUCCAACACUUCAUCCAUCCCCCCCGGCCCGUACUUCGUAUCUUCGACUGGUGCUGUUCACGAAGCCUGGAGACUCUACAGUGAUUUCCAAGGCGCUUUCUUGGAAACUACUAUCGCCAACAAGAAUGGUACUUUCUCGGUAUUGCCCGCCAAUGUCGAAGGUCAAUCUCUGGCGAUUGCGGUGCCGUCUCGCUUGUACUUCACAAAAACAGCUGCAAAACCACUUGCAGGUGUCCGUCUAGGUAUCAAGGACAUCUAUGAUAUUGCUGGUCUGAGAACUUCCAAUGGUAACAGAGCAUGGUACCAUUUCUACCCACCAGCAAACCAGACAGCGCUCGCUGUUCAGCGCCUCAUUGACGCUGGUGCUAUCAUUGUCGGCAAGAUGAAGACUUCGCAGUUUGCCAACGGAGAAGUCGCAACAGCUGACUGGGUUGAUUACCAUGAACCCUUCAACCCUCGCGGUGAUGGCUAUCAAGACACCUCGUCGUCCUCUAGCGGACCUGGUGCCGGUGCAGCAGCAUACGACUGGCUGGAUUUGACGCUGGGCUCCGACACUGGCGGUAGCAUCAGAAACCCCUCGCAAGUGCAAGGUCUCUUCGGUAACAGACCUACAUGGGGCAUGGUCUCGCUUGAAGGAGUCAUGCCCAUGGCUCCUCAGAUGGACACUGCAGGCUUCUUGACAAGACAUCCCGACAUCUGGGUUGCUGCCUCUCAAGUGUUGUAUGGAGACAAUGUCACUCUCUCGCACAGAUAUCCUUCCAAAAUUCAGACGAUAAAUUGGCCUACAUCUAACAGUUCUGAAGCUGAUGGUCUUCUUCUUUCCUUCCUCGACAAGUUGACAACCUUCCUCAAUGCCACCUCUACCAACCUAAAUCUGACACAGCAAUGGUCUGAAACCCACCCCUCGAAUGUCACAUCCUCGCUCAUCGAUUUGAUGAACAUCACCUAUCCCAUUCUGAUCGGCCAACAAACGUCCUCAGUUCGCGACCCCUUCUACGCUGACUACUCCGCGGCAAACUCAGGGCGUCUCCCCUUCGUGAACCCUGUACCACUUGCUCGUUGGGGCUGGGCGGCGUCUUUCCCUCCAUCCACAAUUGACGAUGCGGUAACAAACAAAACAACCUUCGGCAAUUGGAUCGAGGAAACGGUAUUCGUAGCCAACAAGCAGACUUGCAGCGAUAGCCUAGGCAUCUACGUAGGCAAUUCAGGAACCACCACCUACAGAAAUGCCUAUCGCAGUCNNCCCCCUGGAAUACCCACAGGGUUCUCCACCAGCAGAAUCUCUAUCUUUUCUGGCGUGCCUGACUUUGUGUUGCCCAUUGGACAGGCAGCAUACAAGUCAAACAUCACGUUGCAGACUGAGUAUCUGCCAGUCAGUGUUGAUAUCCUGGCGGCCAAAGGUUGCGAUGGCAUGAUCUUCGGUUUGGUGCAGGAUUUGGUCAAGGCUGGCGUGCUGAAAGCGACGAAGGCUGGAUACAGUGCUACUACCGGCGAGCAGAUCCUCUUUUAG
Molecule: messenger RNA, 1935 nt
Organism: Aureobasidium musti
Lineage: Eukaryota; Fungi; Ascomycota; Dothideomycetes; Dothideales; Saccotheciaceae
Source: the annotation of a GenBank genome assembly